GGGAACGAACGCCCUUCUCCCCCUUCUUUAGACGCGCAAACCGAGUUCGUCGGACGCGGCCAAAGCCAAAGCCAAAGCCAAAGCGUCCCCGCGAGGCGCCUCCACGAGCUCGCGAGCGAGAAAGCGAGCGGGGCGGCGCGCGAGGUGGAGAGCGAGCGACGAACAAAGAAAGAACGGACCGGCGGUUCAGAAAGCCGGGUGCUUGCUCGCUUUCCGUCGAACGUGGAAGGAGGAAAAAUAAAGGAAAGUGGAGCGGAGGGGAAAUAAUCGAAAAAACCCUAAUCGAAGGCGAAAGGUUGCUUGUCCCAAUGGUAUGCAAGACUGGUUGUGGGAGAAUGGCUGCCAUCAUGAGGCUUCUCACUGUUGGAAGUUGUCCGGAAAUUACAACAGAAGAGGACACCUACGAGAAGAUUGCUUCUCGGACCAUACGUAAGGAGUUUUAUGAUGCAGAUGAGGCAAAUUUACUUGAAGAAGAAGAUAUGCAUGUAUUUGAUUGUAGACCACUGACAGAUCCCUUGCACCUGGUCUGUUGCAAUGCUUGUAAGAAGCCGGUCAAAGCCAGUCAAUAUGCAGCCCAUGCAGAGCGCUGUAGGUCAUUAAACUAUAUGAAAGAUGUUGCUCUGGAGCUUGAUGGUCGUUCUGGUCGUAAGAAGCCUCCAAGGAAGGGGAGAAAAAUAUUGCAAGCAACUAAUGGGACAUCAGCAUCGGUUGAUCAUACCAUAGUACUUGAUGCUUCUGAAAUGGAUAUUGGAGGCAGGGGACAUCACAAGAUACCAAAUGCAGGAAUGGGAGUACCUUGUAAUGCUCUGAACAGAUAUCAGAAGUCUAAGAUACCAAAUGCAGGAUUGGAAGUACCUUGUAAUGCUCUGAACAAAUAUCAGAAGUCUAAGGAGCAUCUUAGGAGGAAUGCUCCAGUUCCACUUGCUACCAAAAUUUACCACUUGCAAGGCAACAGUCAUCUCCGAUUAGAACUUGGCCAUCUAUAUCGCGAGGCAUGUGCAGAAAAGAAUGGCAAUGAUUCCCUAACACCAGAAUUAGUGCAGGACAAGGGUAUGAUGUCUACCCAAGUCUCAUCUUCUAAUAAAUUAUUGCAUGAGGUAAACAGGGAUGAUGUUCCUCAAAUGAAGGCUUGCAUAACUUCUGAUUAUCUAGUUAAAGUCCAGACCGAGCAGUGAUUAGAUUUCUGCUUUCUCCCAUGGGAAACAGACAGACAUACUCCUUGGCUGCUGUCUGGAACCAUGGUCAGAUUCUAACACAAAGUUCAGAACUAUUCUUGGGAACCUCAGGAGGAUUACCAUCGGCAGAUAGCUUUCCAAAUCAUUUCAGAGAGGACAGCUAUUCAAGACCUGAAGUAGUUAUGGCUUCAGUGGGGAUGAUGAAAACCAGAUAUCAUUCUGCACCAUAUGCAUAUCCUGCAAUCUCAGGUAGAAGAAAAUUUUUUUUCUCCUUUUUGUAUAGAUUCCUCAAUCUUUCAUGAUGAUAACAGUAAAUCUCUUACUAUGAGUAAAAUUUUGUGAAAUCAGGAGUUACAUACACAAUUACAUCUAUUACAUAGGUAUUCAAGUUCCUCUUACCAACACCACAGUUCAUUUCCUUUGUGGAAAUUCAUUUGUGUGGCAAGGUGUCAGCUUUUCUCCGUACGAAGUUGUCUAAUUUGUUAAGCAUGAUGAUAGAGUUAGGAUCUUUGGUUAAGUAUGAAUUUCAUUAUUAAUGCAUGUCUGUGGAGAGCCUUCGUGCACCAUGUAUGUAUGAUGAAAAUAGCAUACAAGAACAAACUCAUACCAUCUAUAUGUGAUUGAUUAAUGGUGAGAGAGUUUAUUUUAGAAAAAAAGAAAUAAAGAGAAGAGUGAAAAAAUAGUAGGGCAAGAAAAAGAACAUUUAAGACGAGGAAGUGCAAGAAGAAGAAAAGAUGGAAUUAAGUGGUAACCAAUAAGACCAUUUAGAAACCUAAUUCUAUGUUCUUUAAUAUAUGCUCUGCAGUUGCAUGAGCUUAAGUUGUGUGAUCAAGAAGAUUAAUCUUUUACCCAACAAGUAGGCUUUUUGUUUCAUGGUAAGUUCCUUUUUUAUCCAGAGAUGCCGUGGCCUGGAUUUAAGAGCCGAUGAUGCUAGGCUGAUAGCUGGCCUUGUAACAUUCUUCAACAUUCCAUAAUCAUGCAUCAUUCUUUAAAGUUGGACCGGAUAGAUGAGAUAAAGCUUGUUGAUAAUAAUUAUAUUAUAGGAUUUUUUGUAAAGCAUAGAAAAGAACUGCUUGUCUAAAUAAAGCACCACCACUGAUUCCUAAAAAACGCAUAUUCUUGUUUUUUUUACUCAUUAUAUCUAAACAAAAUGCCCAUCAACUUUUUGAAUGAUUUCCUAUCUUUUUCCAUCUCAAGCUGUGUCCUUUUUCAAUAAAAGAUCACUCUGUCCUGGUCCCCUUAUGUAAUCAAAAUGUCAUCCUUCAUUAGGAUUGUCAAAGCAUGAUGAUUUUUUUCAAAGGUCUGCUUUAGUAAGUUUCGGUCUUCUAAUAGUUGAGUACCAUUAUCUAUCCAAAGAAAAUGUUCAAGAACCUUAAUGGAAAUCAGAUUUUGGAUCAUGUUCCAUGUUGUUCUAUGCUGGCCACACUUAUCGUAUUGGGGCUGGUUUUGGUACCGGCCUUGCAUGUGUGCAGAGGUAAUUGUGUUUUACAGCCUAUAGAAUGAUACAAAAUGGUACUGCCCUGUACUGAACCCUAAACCUAAAGCCCAAUCCCCAAAACCAGACCUCAAAUCCUAAAAUGUAUACCCUGAACCAGUCUGAGCCAGCAAGGGUUUGUUUGUUGGCUGGGGAGUACUUAGAAGAUCCCCAUCUGACAUUACUGUAGCUGUGACAUUACUCUACUAUAGUGUUAAGCUACACCAUAAUUGUAUGAUAGGGUAACGUAGUUAAAUUGGAUCGCACUAUAUAUAUAUAUAGCUUUAGAUUAUUGUUUAAUGCAUGGACCAACUCUUAACAAUAUCAUGAAAUAAUUUAAAGUAACCUAAUCUGAAAAAAUACAAAAAAUGCUUGUGCUCAUGUCAUUGGUAUCAUGCCCACAGCAUGCAGCAUGUGCCAUGUCAAUCCCUGGUCAACAUUGGCAUGCACAGGUGGAGCCAGCAGGGGCAAAGGGAAGGCAAGUCCCCCCAUCCCCUGAAAAUAUGGAAAAAAUUAAAUUGGUAUUAUUAACAUUCUUUUUGGGGCCACACUCUUCAAGAGGCAAUAAUAUUUUUUGUUAAAUGAAUAACUAAUGGUUAAGAUAGAAGAGGUCUAUUUGCCUUCUACCAUAACUUUGAAGCAUUUAAGAUGCCAGUAGGCCCUCUUAUGUGUACAGGUAAUUAGCCAUAGUUGUAUCAUUUUUAGACAUAAGUUAAAU
Messenger RNA from Phoenix dactylifera (date palm), 3367 nucleotides. The record is from RefSeq and is a predicted model, not a curated record. Lineage: Eukaryota; Viridiplantae; Streptophyta; Magnoliopsida; Arecales; Arecaceae.